UAGACUGCAUCACGCCGCCUUCUAGUUGAGGCCAGAGGCGGCGAGGUGGGAACGUCGCCCGCGCAGUGGUGGUAGGCCUGGCAGCUAAGGGCGGACUGAGUGGAGUCGGAAUCCGGGACGCUCGUUGGGCUGGGUUUCCGUGGCCGUGUUUCUGAAAGGACGGAUCGUAACAGGGCCCUCGGAGGCUGGGAGAAGCGCGGGAUGGGCGCGCGGGGGAUGGAACGUUGAGCGGCACCAUGCCUCGCCUGGCGCGACGCUGUGGCCCGAAACCGAACCGCUGGGGCUGAGGGGCGGGCUCGCGGCCUUUAAAAUGUCCUCAUGGAGUUGGUUGAAUAGGUGUGAAGACCCUCUGGCCCUUCCAAGCCACUCCUAGAAAAUGCCUCACCUUUGGGAAGCGGCGACGGGAUUCAGAGGAGAUAGCAGAAAUUCCUUGAUGUGAUAGGAGUCAAAACACAUCUGGACUUGCUGGUCGCUAAAGUUGCUUUUGCGCGGGAGAAACACAAGCAUUCCCCAGUGUCCACAACCCCAGUUACACUUUGCAUUUUAAUAAGAAGCUAGGCACACCAGGAAGACAGAUGAGCGCCGCAGCCGGUUUUCUUCCUAGGCCUGCGAAGGGAGGAUGAACUUGCUCAGCGAGAGUGCACAUGACCGGACACUACUGUGAAGGAGCUGCAGAAAGCCCCCAAGUCCCAGAUGGCACUGAAAACCAAGAAAGGACUGAAAGGUUCCAUUGAUGAUGUUCUUGGUGACCUCCUGGGAGAUGACACAACACUGCUUGAGAAGCCUGUUGAGCCAGCCUCACGUGCCAGAGACACAGCAAGUGUACCUCAGUGGCCUGCUUCCAAGGCUAAAGCAAGAUCCCUCCCCAAAGACAGUGUUGAAGGGCCACUGGGAGCUGAUGCUGAGGUCUCCAGCGUCUCGGAUGCAGACCCGCAGGUCUUCUUGCAGAAUGUGAAGGACCUGGAUAGCAUGGACGAUGAUCUCUUUGGUCAGAUGAAGUCUCAUCCACCCUCUGGCAAAGGACCUGCAAAGGGUUCUGGGAAAGAAGUGCCUAGCAAUCCCAAACCUGCUGGCACAUUAACAGCGAAUGAGAAAGGGAACACCACUGCCACUAAGAAGCCACCUCUCCCUUCCAACAACUUUGGGCUUCAGUACAAGAAGUUUUCCUUUGAAGACCUUGAAGACCCCUUGGCGGGACUUCUCUCUGAUGAGGAGGAAGAAACUGCCAAGAAGCCACCCAUAAUGGAGAGUAAGCCUGCUUCCAAGAGCCCCAGCAUGGCUGCAAGCCAAGGUCCUUCUGUUCCUCUGACUCCUGGGGAUACUCCUAUCCGGAAGAAAGAAUUAUUGUUUGAUGAAGGGGACGACAUCAUGACCACCCUGGGUUUUGAAGACAGCCCCAAAGCAGAGAGGAAGAAGACCGGAGACCAGGAAGGGCCCCUUCCUGCUCGCUCGAAGCUGGAUGAACUGCUGGGACGAGGCACAGCUGCCAAGCUCCUUGCUCGUCCAGGCGCUGGGGAGCACAAAGAGUUCAAGCUAGACAAGAAGUAUCAGAAGCCAGAGGACAAAGAAGACAGCUGGGAUGAUGAGAUCCUCACCUUUGGAGCUUACCAGCCCACUGUAGCCUCCUCUGAGGGCAGGCAGUCUCGCCGACAGUCGGUCAGCAGGUUCUUGGGAGAAGGUGGCUCAGACCUUAAGGGAGAACCUAGCUUCAAACAGAGCCCUCCCCCUGCUUCCAGCCCCAUCCACCCUAGGAGAGGAGGAGCCGACUGGUUAGGCCUUAAGGAUGAUGACCUGGCCCUGCCGGAUCCCACUCCUGUUCAAAAGGCUCAACAAGAAGACUCAGCCAUUUUGACACCCUCUCUACCCCCCACUACAAACCAGCACUCAGCCCCAGAGCCACACUCUGUGCCAGCUGGACUGCCCUCAGCCGCAAAGCCAGCAGCCAAGGGUGCAAGGCCCUCUCCCAAAGCCAGCCAGGCCUCACCAAAAACCUCUGAGGAGAAGGACGACGACUGGCUGAGCCAUGUCAUUUCUCAGAAGAAAUCCCACGGUCUAGCCAGAGAGGAGCAUGCUGCGCCCUCUAAGGGCCUGAACUCAUUGGGAUCAUCGGGUCAGACCCCUUCUAGCAGCCAACCUGUUGCGAGCACUCAGGCCCUUGAGCAGGCCGCUGCUGGAGAAGCCUCGGGAGCAGCUACACAAGGGAUUGCAGCUGUCAGACCUGGCAUCACAGGAUCCGCCAUGAGUUGGAGCCCAGCCACUACUGUCCUCCCUGUCGGUGACCCCAAGAUGGGAAUGGCCUCUGCCUCUGGGGACUUCUCUAGCAGAGAGCCUGCAGUUUAUGUUCCACAUUCCCAGGACCGCACGGGGCUCUCUGUGCCUGUCCAGCCCCUGCUCCCAGAGUCUGUGAUGCAAAGUCUGCUGCCAGGCUCAGGAUACCAGAAGCAACUCCUGGUUGCCCAAGGGCAGUUCCCAAGCAGCACUGCCCAGCUUCAGGUUGAGCUGCUGCAGAGCCAGACCAAGCUGGCCGAGCUGGAGUCCCAGGUGCGCAAGUUGGAGCUGGAGCGGACCCAGCACAGCAUGCUGCUGGAGAGUUUGCAGCAGCGGCACCAGGCCGACCUGGAGCUCAUCGAAGAUGCGCACAGAAGCCGCGUCAAGGUACUAGAAGCAUCCUACCAGCAGCGGGAGGAGCAGCUCCGCAGAGAGAAGGAGGCGCUGUCAACUCAGCAUGCAUCAUACUGCCGGGAAGCUGAGCAGGCCAGGGCUGAGCUCAUAGCCCAGCACCAGCGGCAAUUGGCCCUGGCUGCACAGGAGAAGGACCAGGAGGUGGCACGACUUCGGGAGCUGCAACAGGCAUCCAUCCUGGAGAUGCGCAAGGACCACGAGCACCAACUGCAGAGGUUAAAGAUGCUGAAGGACCAAGAGAUCGAUGCUGUCACCAGUGCCACGUCCCAUACUCGGUCCCUGAAUGGCAUCAUUGAGCAGAUGGAGAAAUUUUCCAGCAGCUUGAAUGUGCUGUCCUCCCGCGUGGAGGCCUCACACCUCACCACUUCACAGGAACGGGAGCUGGGGAUCCGGCAGCAAGAUGAGCAGUUGCGAGCUCUGCAGGAGCGGCUGGGCCGGCAGCAGCGAGACAUGGAGGAAGAGCGCAGCCGACUCCAGGAGGUCAUUGGGAAGAUGGAGGUGCGCCUGAGUGAGCAGAGCCGGCUCCUGGAACAGGAACGCUGGCGGGUAGCUGCUGAGAAGUCCAAGGCAGAGUCUGCACAGCGCAGCCUGGAGGAGCAGAGAAAGGUCAUGGUCCAGCAACUCUCCAUGGAGAGGGAGGAGCUGGAGAGAGCCAAGAGUGCCUUGCUAGAGGAGCAGAAGUCAGUCAUGAACAAGUGUGGGGAGGAGCGCCGUCGCCUGGCAGCAGAGUGGGCCGAGUAUUUCACACAGCAGAAGCUGAGUAAGGAACGGGCCGAGCGCGAGGCUGAGAGGGCGCUCCAUGCAGACUCCCAGAGGGAGGGCACCAUCAUCAGCCUGACCAAGGAGCAGGCAGAGCUGACAGUCAGGGCCUGUGAGCUACGGGCCAAGGAGGAAAAGCUGGCUGCUGAGAGAGAGGCUUUGGAGAGAGAGCGCCAGGAGCUUCGGCUGGAGAAGGACAGGUUACACAAGGCCAGCCUGCGCCUCCAGGCCCGUGCACAGGAGCUGGAACACAUGAGCAAGGUGGCCUCCAAGAAGUACGAGGAGGGUGAACAGGCCCUGCAGGAGGCCCAGCAGAUGCAGUCUGAGCAGCAGGGCCGGCUGCAGGCAGUUCAGCGGCAGCAGGAAUGGCUGCGGCAGCAGGAGCAGCGUAUGCACCAGGAGCAUCUGAGCCUGGCACAGCAGAGGCUGCAGCUGGACCGUGUGCGGCAAGAUAUGCCCUUCAGCCUUCCAGGGCUGCGCUCCACACUUCAGGGCCCUGAAGUGGCCAGCAUGGAUGCCAUCCAGGCCCCUGCUUCCACCAUUCCUCAGCGUAGCCAGACACCUGCUGCCUCAGUGCCCACACACCUUCUUGCCAAGCUGCUGCUGCUGAAGCACACAGCAGAGCAGGACCACGACUUCUUGGAGAAUGAACAGUUCUUCCUGGAAACUCUGAAGAAGGCGCCCUACAACAUGGCAUACCAUUCUGCCUGAUGAUAGCCAGCGCCUCCUCAGCCAGCCCGACCCAGAGCUCCCCCUCCCCGGAGGAGGCUCCUAGGAAGGUGGCGCACUACCCAGAGCCUGAUUACAGCUUUCUCUGCGGACAGAGUAUCCGUGUGUUCUUCCCAGCUAAGGGACAGCAGGUGCCUCCCCAAGGGAGCAAUGACAUCAAGGCCUUCUUACCACCAAUCGCCCACUCCUGUCCCAUAGUAAGGCCCCAGAUCAUCACCCCCUUCUACAGGGCAGCCACUGGAGAGUCUCAUGCCUGGGCUUUUCUCAGGGCACUAGAGUGGGACACCAUGAAUAGUCAUCUACUUCUCCCUGACUGAGAGGUUCCUUCCCACUAGGGAAUAGGGAGAAGGGCCUCUGAGCCCCAUCUCAUUCCCAUUACUCCCUGGUAACUAGCCAACUCAACAUGAACACACUAGCUCCUUCCUCCCAUCCAAGUCUCUACCAGAGGUGGGCAUGGGGAACUGUAGACCCGAGGGUAUAUGGAGAAGCAGAGGAGGGAGGAAGAUUUCAGGAGCUGGAGCCUCUGCCUGGAAAUAAGGUACCCUUGGGGCCUGUGAGGGACCACACAGCUGAGCUGCUGCUGCUCCUCCAGUCUUUGGUAUGCCAAGCAGGGUAUCAGGAGUUGGCAGGGGAGGGGAAAUGAUCCGGCAGACCAGGACAGAAGGACUCAGAAAGAAACCACAGUUGUUAAUACAGCAGCUUGCAUUCAGGGGUGCUCCUUGCUUUCCACCUGAGCAGGUGUGCCCACAAGAGCAGGAACAGAGGAGACACAUGAAGGUGUGAUCACAGGGGCAGAGGAGACACAUGAAGCUGUGAUCACAGGGGCAGAGGAGACACAUGAAGCUGUGAUCACAGGGGCAGAGGAGACACAUGAAGGUGUGAUCAGAGGGGCAGAGGAGACACAUGAAGGUGUGAUCACAGGGGCAGAGGAGACACAUGAAGGUGUGAUCAGAGGGGCAGAGGAGACACAUGAAGGUGUGAUCACAGGGGCAGAGGAGACACAUGAAGCUGUGAUCACGGGCAGAGGAGACACAUGAAGGUGUGAUCACGGGCAGAGGAGACACAUGAAGGUGUGAUCACAGGAGCAGAGGAGACACAUGAAGGUGUGAUCACAGGGCAAGGAGACACAUGAAGGUGUGAUCACAGGGACAGGAGCAGAGGAGACACAUGAAGGUGUGUUCACAGGAGCAGGGCAGAGGAGGCACAUGAAGGUGUGAUCACAGGGGCAGGGCAGAGGAGACACAUGAAGGUGUGAUCACAGGGGCAGGGCAGAGGAGACACAUGAAGGUGUGAUCACAGGGCAGAGGAGACACAUGAAGGUGUGAUCACAGGGCAGAGGAGACACAUGAAGGUGUGAUCACAGGGCAAGGAGACACAUGAAGCUGUGAUCACAGGGGCAGAGGAGACACAUGAAGCUGUGAUCACAGGAGCAGAGGAGACAUAUGAAGGUGUGAUCGCAGGGGCAGGGCAGAGGAGACACAUGAAGGUGUGAUCACAGGGGCAGGGCAGAGGAGACACAUGAAGGUAUGAUCACAGGGGCAGGGCAGAGGAGACACAUGACACUGUGAUCACAGGGCAGAGGAGGCACAUGAAGCUGUGAUCACAGGAGCAGAGGAGACACAUGAAGGUGUGUUCACAGGGGCAGGGCAGAGGAGACACAUGAAGGUGUGAUCACAGGGGCAGGGCAGAGGAGACACAUGAAGGUGUGAUCACAGGGGCAGGGCAGAGGAGACACAUGAAGGUGUGAUCACAGGGCAGAGGAGGCACAUGAAGCUGUGAUCACAGGAGCAGAGGAGACACAUGAAGGUGUGUUCACAGGGGCAGGGCAGAGGAGACACAUGAAGGUGUGAUCACAGGGCAGAGGAGACACAUGAAGCUGUGAUCACAGGGGCAGAGGAGACACAUGAAGGUGUGAUCACAGGGGCAGAGGAGACACAUGAAGCUGUGAUCAGAGGGGCAGAGGAGACACAUGAAGGUGUGAUAACAGGGGCAGGGCAGAGGAGACACAUGACGCUGUGAUCACAGGGCAGAGGAGACACAUGAAGGUGUGAUCACAGGGGCAGAGGAGACACAUGACGCUGUGAUCACAGGAGCAGAGGAGACACAUGAAGCUGUGAUCACAGGGCAGAGGAGACACAUGACGCUGUGAUCACAGGGCAGAGGAGACACAUGACGCUGUGAUCACAGGAGCAGAGGAGACACAUGAAGCUGUGAUCACAGGGCAGAGGAGACACAUGAAGGUGUAAUCACAGGGGCAGAGGAGACACAUGAAGCUGUGAUCACAGGGCAGAGGAGACACAUGAAGGUGUGAUCACGGGCAGGGCAGAGGAGACACAUGAAGGUGUGAUCACUGGCAGGGCAGAGGAGACACAUGAAGGUGUGAUCACAGGGGCAGGGCAGAGGAGACACAUGACGCUGUGAUCACAGGGGCAGAGGAGACACAUGACGCUGUGAUCACAGGGCAGAGGAGACACAUGACGCUGUGAUCACAGGAGCAGAGGAGACACAUGAAGCUGUGAUCACAGGGCAGAGGAGACACAUGAAGGUGUGAUCACAGGGCAGAGGAGACACAUGAAGCUGUGAUCACAGGGGCAGAGGAGACACAUGAAGGUGUGAUCACAGGGGCAGAGGAGACACAUGACGCUGUGAUCACAGGAGCAGAGGAGACACAUGAAGCUGUGAUCACAGGGCAGAGGAGACACAUGAAGGUGUGAUCACAGGGGCAGAGGAGACACAUGAAGGUGUGAUCACAGGAGCAGGGGCAGAGGAGGAUGGUGCGAGAGGGUGAGCCAGAGUCUGCCUAUGCUCCCCAGAGCUAUUCUCAAAGGAACCUAAUUCUCUUGGGCCCAUUAAACUGCUCUAUUCUUUGCUAUUCUAUUUUGUUUUUGCAUUGCUGGGGACCGAACCUGGGGCUGUACACAUGGUGGGUAAAUAAAUGUUCUUCCCCUUAGUUA
Microtus oregoni (creeping vole) is the source of this 7124-nucleotide messenger RNA. RefSeq names its product Fas binding factor 1 (gene Fbf1). Bases 694 to 4152 code for a protein of 1152 amino acids. Gene Ontology annotation, cellular component: ciliary transition fiber; centriole; ciliary basal body. Gene Ontology annotation, biological process: cilium assembly; establishment of epithelial cell polarity. Lineage: Eukaryota; Metazoa; Chordata; Mammalia; Rodentia; Cricetidae. The transcript is spliced from 30 exons. The record is from RefSeq and is a predicted model, not a curated record.